Acyrthosiphon pisum (pea aphid) is the source of this 2512-nucleotide messenger RNA. RefSeq lists its product as uncharacterized. The record is from RefSeq and is a predicted model, not a curated record. The transcript has 3 exons. The coding region runs from base 418 to 2055 and encodes 545 amino acids. NCBI's taxonomy places the organism in Eukaryota, Metazoa, Arthropoda, Insecta, Hemiptera, Aphididae.
GUGUGCAUCGGCAGUCGCUAUAGUCGCUACCAACCGGCCGAGUGCGUCCCAAAACACGACACGACGCGGCCGUCCGUCGUUUCUUUAUUCUCGCGAUACGAGUUCGAGCGCGCGCUUAUGAUAUUGUUAACGUAGGCACUGCGCGCGACCGGCUUCAAUAUUAUUAUUAUUAUUAAUAAAUAAUAACCGUACACUCUGAUACCCGACAAUAUCGCCCGGGUACAUCUGCGGUUGGCCGUCCGUUUUCAUUCGCCCGAUUUUGGUCCGUUUGGUCAACGACAAUAUAAUAAUACAUUACGAUAUAGGUAGGUGGUAUCGCGUCGCCGCACGUCGAAAUACACACGAGAAACGUACACGAGAGCGCCCAGCAGACGCUGUCAUGACUCAUGGUGUUACCAUCAAACGUCCGGACGAACCAUGGAUACGGCCUCCGACAUAAGUCAGAUUGAUGAUGAAAUAAUCAGAUUAAAAAAUGAACUCUGUAGAACGAAAAAUGCAUUGACCAGUCAAAUUAUCAAAAGACAUCAGCUAGUGGCUGAACUGUCACUGAAAGUUGACAAAAAAAAUAAUCAACUAAAAGAAUUCCAACGUUCAAAUUUCAACGAUCUAGGCAAAGUGUUGAGGUCACUGUACGUGUUCGAGUCAAAACUAAGAAAAGAACAACAGCAAAUCAGACGACAACUAGGGGAGAGAGAUUCGGUGAUAAGGCAACAGCAAAUAGAAAUUGCAAAAUUGAGACAGAAUCUAGCGAACCUUUGUCAUAAGAAUGAGACGCGCGAGGAAACGGAAAUUUCGAUUUCAAAGCCCGACUUGAUCACAUCCAUCUCGUCACAAUCACACUUAAACGAGCACGUGAAAAAUAACGAUGGAGAUUCUCCUUCCAAUUCGGAAAAACUCAUAGUGCUACCGCCGAAAUUAGAGGGACCGAGGAAAAAUGUCUUACCGGUUGACACGCGUACUAAGAAAAAUUCAAACAACAAUAUAAACUUUAACAAGAACGUAUACAGUAAAACUGUUACGGACUUGUCUCUCAAUGACAUAUCGUCGUUUCCAAACCCAACACCUAAUAACAACUUAUUUGUUGUGUCUAACUCUAUUUUCUCGAAAAACGAGUUUACAUACAACGAAGUCUCUAAAGAGGUGAUAACUUCGGUGAAGCAAAAUGGCAAGGUGAUCACGUCCGCGCUGAAGAAGGCGGACAAGUACCCGUCACCGAAGUCCGUGCACUUUGGCAAGACGACUCACAUACCCGAGCCCGACGACGACGGUCAGACGGACAUCGUCAAGACGGUGGAGACGCUCUUGCUGCAGGAGUGCGGCGACUCGACCGAAUCGGAGAACGACACGUCCAGCACGGCGUCCACGGAAACUUCUCCCAGCGUGUCGCAGAUGGUCCGGAAGUUCGAGAGCAUAUGCACCACGGCGGCCACGACUUCCGGUUCGGCGACGGGGUCGGAGUCUCGCGGCGCCGACGGGAGGUCUCCGAUUCCGGCGGACAUCCGUGGCGGCGGCGGCGGUGGAAGCGACGGCAGCUACAUCGCGGACGCCGACCUGAGGACGGCGGCCGAGCUGAACGUGAGGACCGACUCGGAACCGGACGUGUGCGGUGGCGGUUGCGCGGCGGUGUCGCUCAGCGACCUGGACCCUCGGAACAACUUCGAGGAGUUCCGGUUCGAGGACAGCGACCUGGACAAGGAGUACGGUUGCGGCCGGUCCGAGGCGGACGGGCUCGAGUACCCGUCCCGGCACGGUUCGUCGUCGCCGUCGUCCGUGGCCGCGGCUGUCUCGGCGGCCGCGGUCCUGCUGCGGUCGGCCGGGGACGACGGGGGUUGCUGCGCCGCCGGCCGGGUCAACUACGAGUCGUUCCUGGAAGUGACCGGGCUCAGCCAGAAGUCCAUCAUCACGGUGCAGUCGAACAGGAACGCGUACGGGUCGCACAGGAACGUGAAGAAGCCCAAGGACGUGAAGAGCAGGAACCGGGCCAAGUCGGCGUCGUUCGACUGCAAGUCCGCGUACCCGGCCGCCGUCAAGUACUGGACGGAACCCUAUCUCUGAGAGACAUACCUAGUUACCUAUACCUAUUUACUUUAUUUACCUGUGCACAUACCUAUUUAGUAUUACGUUAUCAUAAUAUUAUUAUAUUAUCAUGUUUUAUUUAUUUAUUUACUCUCUUUUUAUUGCGCCGAGAAAAUAUUUUUUAUAAUAUGCGUUGUUUAUCUUUGAUAUUGGACUUUUAUUUCAUGGCGGUCAUAAUAAUAUGGCUGUUGCGUAUGUGCGUGUGACCUAACCGGAAUAUUAUAUUAUUAUUAUUAUUAUUAUUUUAAUUAUUUUUAUGUUUAAGUAAGCACUGAUAUAAUAAAUUUGAGCCUGCGGUUAACGUCGAGUAUAAUCAAACAUUAUUAUAUUUUAAUAUUAUCAUAACGCGUGUUAACGACACAUAAACUCGAGUUUUUUAAUUAAUAAAUAAAAAAGUUUGUCCCACUCGCCACCGACGACGUGUGGAGUGUAUUUA